Frankliniella occidentalis (western flower thrips) is the source of this 602-nucleotide messenger RNA. Its product is annotated as oocyte zinc finger protein XlCOF6-like. The transcript is spliced from 2 exons. NCBI's taxonomy places the organism in Eukaryota, Metazoa, Arthropoda, Insecta, Thysanoptera, Thripidae. Gene Ontology annotation, biological process: regulation of transcription by RNA polymerase II; central nervous system development. The coding region runs from base 6 to 602 and encodes 198 amino acids. Gene Ontology annotation, cellular component: nucleus. The record is from RefSeq and is a predicted model, not a curated record. Gene Ontology annotation, molecular function: RNA polymerase II cis-regulatory region sequence-specific DNA binding; DNA-binding transcription factor activity, RNA polymerase II-specific.
CUCAUAUGCUAACCCACACUGGAGAAAAGCCCUUUGAAUGUACAGUGUGCCACAAGACGUUUUCACGAAAUGGAGACAUGCGCUCUCAUAUGCUAACCCACACUGGAGAAAAGCCUUUUGAGUGUACAUUGUGUCACAAGACAUUUUCAGUAAGUGGAACCCUGCGGACACAUCUGCGAACCCACACUGGGGAAAAGCCUUUUGAGUGUACAGUGUGCCACAAGACGUUUUCAAUAAGCGCAAAUCUUCGCAGACAUCUGCUUACCCACACUGGAGAAAAGCCUUUUGAGUGUACUGUGUGCUACAAGACGUUUUCACAAAGUGGAAACCUGCGCUCACAUGUGCGAACACACACUGGGGAAAAGCCCUUUGAGUGUACAGUGUGUCACAAGACAUUUUCAGAAAGUGGAACCGUGCGCAAACAUCUGCGAACCCACACUGGAGAAAAGCCUUUUGAGUGUACAGUGUGCUACAAGACGUUUUCACGAAAUGGAGAUCUGCGGAGACAUAUGCGAACCCACACUGGAGAAAAGCCCUUUGAGUGUGCUGUGCGAUUACAUCGAUACACCAUCGGACCUGUUUCCGUGUUGCUAAUGCAGUAA